AUGAAGGUACCACCAGUAGUGCCAGGUACCUGUACCUGUACGGAGGACCUGCUCCCCUGCUCCUCGACAGGGUCCCGACUCCAUCCCCGUAGCGUUUUCUCUGGCCGAGCAGCAGCAGUGCGGAUCUGGCUCAGGGGUCCCGAUCCAUAUAGGCUGGAGGAAGGCAGCGCAGACGCAUCGAAGGGGGACCAGGCAGCCAGAUGGGGUUCCGAUGGAGUCGUCCCAUGGAUCACGGCAGUGCGAUGGACGCCCGCGAUCGAGCAGAUCUGGUCGUAUCCUCUGGCAGAGUCGCAGCGGCCAGCAGUGGUACCAUGUUUCUUUUCUUUUGAAGCCCAUCUCUGCUUUAAUAGACCCGGCAGCCUGCUCCGGCGAAGGGAGACUCUCUCUCUCCCUCUCCCUCGCUCUCGCUGGCUUUGCCUCUGUGUGUACACUUCCGUACUUUUGCUCCUUUUGCUCUUCCUUUUGCCGUGCUUUUGCUUCUUCUGCGUUGCCGCGUCGGCCGCUGAUCACUUCGAUAUCAGCCAUCAGAGACCAUCGCCCGCACAGCCAAAAGGGGGGACUGCCCGGCCAGGGGACAUCCUGACUCGAUCGGACUCCACUGGGGCACUUUCAAUCGCUGGUUCUUCUAUCGCUCGCUCGCUCGCUCUCCAUCGAUCUGUCUGGCUGCGGCUGUUGGUCGGUUGGCCCCUGAGGCCGACCUCGAGCGUCAACAUCAACAUCAACAUCAACAGACACCAGCUCCCAGUUCAGCGACCAAAGGGAGACAGACAGAGGCUUGAGCCUGCUACGAAAAGAAAGCCUUCGCACAUCGCCUGCCCACCCCCGCGAGAUGGCGGCGAGAUAGACUCAGCGCUGGACGAGACGAAGAUAUAUACGAACAUUCAGCCACCCCAGGAAGAAGCAACGAGAGCGAAGAAAAAGAAAAAGCAAGCAAGAAAAGAAGACGAGAAGAAGAAGAGACGAAGAAGAAAAAGGAAUAUCGUACUCUAA
Molecule: messenger RNA, 990 nt
Organism: Trichophyton verrucosum HKI 0517
Lineage: Eukaryota; Fungi; Ascomycota; Eurotiomycetes; Onygenales; Arthrodermataceae
Exons: 2
Coding region: 1-990 (329 amino acids)
Source: RefSeq, a predicted model, not a curated record